Molecule: messenger RNA, 1768 nt
Organism: Gloeophyllum trabeum ATCC 11539
Lineage: Eukaryota; Fungi; Basidiomycota; Agaricomycetes; Gloeophyllales; Gloeophyllaceae
Product: cytochrome P450
Exons: 13
Coding region: 28-1647 (539 amino acids)
Molecular function (GO): monooxygenase activity; heme binding; oxidoreductase activity, acting on paired donors, with incorporation or reduction of molecular oxygen
Source: RefSeq, a predicted model, not a curated record
UUCAUCUCUUGAGAAUCGUCGCUCAGGAUGGAUGCUCAGCUCGUUGGGGUCCUUGUUAUAUCGGUUCUCCUUCUAGUUCUCUACCGGCGACACACUAAGCUGUCAAUUGCCUACGUCCGUGGCCCGAAGGCAGACUCGUUCUUGUUUGGUCAUCUUCGCCUACUCGCAAACAGCCCUAUCGGCCAGGUUCAUUACAAGUGGCAAGAUGAAUUCGGAUCGGUUAUCCGUUACAAGGGCUUCCUGGGUAAGGACAUGCUCAUGAUCUCCGACCUCAAGGCCCUGCAGUACAUCUUAAACACUGCUGCCUACAAAUUUGAUCGGCCAGAGGCGGUCCGGCAGGCGUUGCUUACGCAAGACGGUCCGGAUCUCGUCUGGUCUGAAGGCGAACAGCAUAAACGGCAGCGAAAGGUUAUGCUUCCGGCGUUCGGGGGCCCCGAAGCGAAGGCACUGUAUCCUGUUUUCAAGUCGAAAGUGGAGCAUUUGAAAACAAUAUGGAAGGAUAUCAUUAGUGGCACCGACAAGGGUACUUCUGCUACCAUCAACGUCAAUCAGUGGUUGAGCAGGGCCACUUUGGAUGCCAUCGGCCAAGCUGCUUUCGACUACGAACUCGGGAUGCUAGACAACGGCGAGAACGAGCUGGGGAAACUAUACCAGAACUUCUCGCUCGACACGGCACCUUCAGGCAAAAUCAUCGCUGAUGCAGUGCUGGACUACCUACCUGGUCCUGUCCUCAAAUUUAUUUUCGAGACUCUGCCGUUCCGCACUUUCAUACGCUUGAGAGAGCACCGGACAGUCACUAGAAAAGUAGCGAAGCAGCUCAUCGAUAUUAAGGGACAAGAGCUCCUGGAAGGAAGAGGAAAUCGGGACGUCUUCAGUCUACUCAUCAAAGCCAACGGAUCCGAGCAGAGCAAGAGUCGCCUCACUGACGAGGAGCUCUACGCAGAAAUGAGCGUCAUUUUCAUUGCCGGCCACGAAACAACCUCCAACUCUCUCACCUGGAAUUUGUAUGAGCUGGCAAAGCGGCCCGUUAUGCAACGCCGGAUUCGUGAAGAGAUCCGAGAAAGGGAAGCGGUCAUACGGGCAAGAGGAGACACCGAGUUCAGCUUGACCGAUAUCGAGAGUCUGGCAUUCUUUCAGGCGUUCUUAAAGGAAACGCUGCGCAUGCACCCUGUGGUUUUUGCCUUGAUUCGGAGGGCAGUGAAAGACAUUGUCUUGCCCCUCGCGCAGCCCAUCAUGGACGUCUCUGGGAAGACCCGCUCCGAACUUGUUGUUCCCAAGGGUACCGAUAUCAGUGUACCUGUCGGGUGUUACCACAGGGACAAGACAGUCUGGGGAGAGGAUGCUGAUACUUUCAAUCCUGAACGUUGGAUGAAGGGCGACGCCGUGAAGGCAGCCAGUCCUAUGGGAGUCAUAAGCAACCUUAUGAACUUCGGAAGUGGAACCAGGUCCUGUAUCGGCUGGCGGUUCGCGAUGACCGAAAUGCAAUGCUUCCUCGUGGAGCUCAUCAAUACAUUCGAGUUCGGGUUACCCGCCAAAGACAUGGUCUUCCACAAGGUGGGAUCGAUCGUCGUCGUGCCAGUACUAGCUUCAGAGGCGGGCAAAGGGGCCCAGAUGCCGUUAACCAUCUCCAUAGCGGACAGAGAUUGAGUUCGAACUGGAAGCAUGUCGUGGCCUAGCCGUCCUAAUGAUAUGUUACCACACGGGUUUGCUAGGUAGUUAAUCGGUCUAAAGCGCGUAUUAGCGCGUAGUUUAUGAAACGUUUGCGCAG